Molecule: messenger RNA, 3892 nt
Organism: Scatophagus argus
Lineage: Eukaryota; Metazoa; Chordata; Actinopteri; Scatophagidae
Gene: tpd52l2b
Product: tpd52 like 2b
Exons: 9
Coding region: 215-898 (227 amino acids)
Cellular component (GO): cytoplasm
Source: RefSeq, a predicted model, not a curated record
CGGCUGUCAUUCUCGCUCACUUCACAGAGAGUUGCUAAAGCUGAGCUGGCUGUUGGGCUGUUUUGGGUUGGAGUGUUCCUGUCGACGACUUUCCCCUAGUGAGAGCAGUCGCUGAAGGAUUUUCUCACACCGAACUAGUCUGCUGUCCACAUUUCACACCAGUCGAGCUUAACUUUAAAUAAGAAAGGAGUUCCAGCUCUGUCACUUCGACGCUAUGGAUCCCGCCAGCCAAGAUAUCAACCUGAACUCUCCUAACAAGGGUCUCGUCACGGAUCGUUCAGACAGCCUGUCCGACGUGCCGGUGGAGGGUGCGGUGGGGAACUCGGCCAACCCUCUUCCACCUGGCCUGACGGAGGAAGAGGCCGAGGAGCUCCGCACCGAGCUCACCAAGGUGGAGGAAGAGAUCUGCACCCUGCGUCAGGUUCUGUCAGCCAAAGAGCGACACGCCACAGAGCUGAAGAGGAAGCUUGGCCUCAGCCCGCUCGGCGAAUUAAAGCAGAACAUCAGCAAGAGCUGGCAAGACGUACAGACCUCCAACGCAUAUCUGUCUGCCUCAGCCACUUUGGAUGACAUUGCCCACUCUGAAGUAUACAAGAAGACUCAGGAGACUCUUUCCCAGGCGGGACAGAAGACCAGUGCCGCUCUCACCACAAUGGGCACGGCCCUCAGCAAGAAACUGGGCGACAUGAGAGCUCUACCUUUCUCUAAUUCCUUUAGUAGCAACUAUUCCAUUCGCCACUCGAUAAGUAUGCCGGCCAUGAGGAACUCUGCCACCUUCAAGUCAUUUGAGGAUAAAAUGGGGAACCUGAAGUAUAAGGUUGUCGGCCCCAGAGGAAACGGGGACGCCGUCAGCUCCCCGACUGACACCACCCCCACUCAGGAGAACCCGCCUUUCUGAAUGCAUCCCUCCUUUUCCUCCUCCUCCUCCUCGUCCUCCUCGCUGCCACCUUCCUCACAACCUGAGACUGUACUGCCAUCACCUCACAUCGCAGAGUGACCCCGCCGCCUCACCGACUCGACACCACUCACUUUGCCCCAAGGUCCUGUAAACUCUGACAGGCGGAGGCGACUCGGGGGUUUGAGGUGGGGCGAGCUUCUCCCCGCUGGUCCCGCGGCCUCCGUUCUUCUGCCUCGCUGCUGAGGAAAAGGGAAAAUGUUUUGUUGAUGUCUGAACCUGAAUAAUUUACAGGCCUUACUUUGUUACAUCUCCACCUCCUACCUCCGCUCCCUCCCCAGAUCCACACCUCUUUCUUAGUCCAGAUCAGUCGACACUCUGCGCUCCUCACCUUCUUUUGUUUGAAACUGUAAGCACAUCUCCCUGACUCACGAAAAGGCUAGUAAGGCAUUAUGAGAUGCCAGGCUCUUAAACUCAAGGGGAAACGUCACAUUCUGUUCUGGGAUUUGCGUUUCUUAAAGAUGCAUCUGCGGUGAUGCUUCACAAAGGAAUCCUGCAGGUGCAGCUCAGAGUUUAGGGACCAGGAUUAUGUGCACACUGAGGCUUGAGGAGCAUUUUUACGGGCAUCAGCAAAGAUGAUGGUUUAUAUGCUACUCAAAGCUACUAAUUCUGUUUAGUAUCUGGCUGUUAUCAUGUACUAAAGUCACACGUUCACACUUGGAUUAUCCCAGCCUUGUACCCAGUUUGCUUCACAGCUCUGUGGCGUGAACUACACUCACAGGUUAGUGGUGGUUAGACUGGGAGGUUGCGGGGGGACCAGGAUCCAGCACAUCUCGACCUUCUCUUAGACCCUCUACUGCUACGUGCAUGUGCAUAACUCAUCUCAGUCGUACCAACCAUGCAAAGAUGACCGAGGUCUCGUGUCACGCCCUGAAACACGCACCACAGGAUGUAAAAAAAACAAAAGAAAAAGAAAACGACCUUAAAGCAUUUUGUAUUAAGACUAUUUUACACUGCUUUGCAUAAUGUUUUUACAUAACUUUUAUCAAUAUGUAUAAAUAUAUAUGAAUAAAUAUAAUGUCAUUGAUGCUGCCGGAUGUUAGGGUUGAAGAAAAAGCAGGAGGAGGCUAAACAGACUUAAAGAAACACCGUGGGUCCGUUUCACGGGCGUCAGUUGUGUUUCCGUUGGAAGCUGAAAAUGUUCUCGUGUUCGUUAAACUGACGUUUCGUCCCCGUCCGGGCGCAAGACCGAAGCAAGAAGGAACGUAAUCGAGCUGAUUUCAUUUGACAGACUGGGCUUGUAGUUGAUCUGUGACAUGCAAGUCAAACUCCUGAGAAACGAUUUGAAACCACGUUUGGCUGUUUUUCUUUUUCCUCCGUUUGACUGCUGUUGUCCCCCGCACUGUGAGACGAUGCUUUGCUGCGUACACUACCUGGUGAAUGUUGACCCUUACCUAUCGGCCUUACUCACUUUAAAUGUUCUGAUCAGUUAGCUGAUAGAAAAGAAAUUUCUCCUUUCUGUUACUAUUAUGAUUUUUACUUUGUACAGUCUCGUUAGAUGGAAGGAAGGGCAGUUAGUGUUAAAAUAUUUAGAGUUCUGCGUGCCACAAAAUGUCAAAACUUUGCCAACGACCCCUUAAUGCACUCCUGUUAACACACUAAAUGUUUCUAAAUGCCACACUGCAUGAGGCCAAACUAACGCAAACUAAAUCCCUGUUGCUCUUAUUGUUGUGCACCUCAAACGGAGGUUCUUUCAAACUUGGCGGCCUCAGAAGCUGCGACAGGACGCCUGAAAGCGACGACUCGUGCAGCCGCGUCACUUUCCUCCUGAACGUGCGACAAGAGCAACAUCGAGUGUUGUGCUGUGUCACAAUGUUCUGCUGCUGUUUGUGAAACUUCUCAUGGAAUCUUUUCCAAAUUAGCCUCAAAGUUGCUCUUCGGGCUCGUCAUUAUCUCAAAGGCACUGAAGGCGUCAGUGGCGUCUCGCAGAGCCAAAACACUUUCUCAGCUGUUACCGACAGACGAUGUUGCUCCUGUCAGAAGGUCGCGGUGGUUUAGCGAGGCAGUGGAAAAGGCUAAAUGCCUCUGGUUACAUUUGUUUUCCAUGAUUAAAUGGCUUACGGGGCUUAAACUUGCUUGUAGACCAACAAAAGAGCAGCGAGACGAAACCGAAACGGCUCGAGGUGACAGAGUUGGACUUCAAUGAACAAACAUGAAAUGAAGAUAAACUGCGUAUAAAAAGAAAUUACCAUCAAACUGCUUCAAAGCUGCUGCCAAUGUAUCAUAAGUGUAAUUUUCUUGUUUUGUUUGUGUUGAACAGUAUAUUCCUGUCAGGUGAAUUGGUAUGCUUUCUUUUGGCUUUCUGUCCGUCUCUGGACUUGGGAGAACAUUUGUUAUUUGUGCAAAUAAUUUGCCAUCAGUUAAAAACAAGUUGCCAGUUUCUGUUACGAAAUCCCUCUCUUUCUGCCUCUGAAUCGUAUGGCUUCACUAAGAUGAAAAAUGUGAUGCACACUAUCAAGACGUGUUAAACACAAGUCAUUUACUUCAGGACCGACUUCUAAAGUUGUAGUUUUCUUACACAAAGUGGAUAAAUUCACUGAUGCUUGCCGCUUUGGCCGGGCAGUGAUGUCACUCUGUGAGAGAAACAUACAAUUUGAGGACUGAAUUAAAUGGCUUGCUGAGAUGGAAGUUCAUCUGCAGCGUAGCCGUUGCCUAGUUUAGAGCUGCAGUCCUCCUCGGGGGGGAGUGAUGUUGAAAAGGAUGAUGUGCUUUUUGUUUUGUUUUGGGUGCCACUGGAAAGCAGCACACGUUGAGCCCGCUCAGUCGGCCUGCAGAGGCUGGAGGACAGUAGAGUACUUAUAGCUUUAUUUAGGUCCUGGGAUGGGCUGGUAUAGAAUAUCAAAAGGGAUCAGAUUUGGAAGAUUAUGUUGAGUUAAUUAAAAACACUUUUUGGUUUUGUUGUAUAUGUUUGGAUAUCAAUAAAGCAUUCCUUUAAAC